Messenger RNA from Kwoniella shivajii, 2040 nucleotides. RefSeq lists its product as uncharacterized. The transcript has 9 exons. The record is from RefSeq and is a predicted model, not a curated record. The coding region runs from base 1 to 2040 and encodes 679 amino acids. NCBI's taxonomy places the organism in Eukaryota, Fungi, Basidiomycota, Tremellomycetes, Tremellales, Cryptococcaceae. Gene Ontology annotation, molecular function: protein binding. Gene Ontology annotation, cellular component: nucleus.
AUGAGUUCAUUCAAGGACUUGAAAGCUGGUAGGAAGGCCAGGCAGGGAGAGAGGUCGAAUCAGCUGUUUUCUUCCAAUAGUGAUGGUUCUGAUGAUACGACAGUUUCCAACAACGCUACUCUGUUUGCACAAGCAAACGAGGUUCUAUCUCGUCGUUUAGGUCGAGAUAUAACGCUUUCUGAUGAAAGAGCAGAGUCUUCAUCGAAGAAGAAAGAAGUGGAGAAAGAUAAGCAGUCUCAUGAUCUGUAUGGAACCGAGUUGGAUCAAGCUGGAUUAGAAGCGCAUAACAUACCUGGAAGAGGUAGAGGGUUGAUAUCGAUCAAUCAGAUCAAACCUGGAACAAGGAUAUUGAGAACUCCACCUUCAAUUGCAACUUUAUCAAAUCAACAUCUUCAGAGGACAUGUCAUGGAUGUUUUCUCACUUUGGAGGAAAAGCAAAUAUCAACAUUUUCAAGUGAAAGAGAAAGGAUUGAGAAGAAGAUGAGAGGCGAAUUGAAAACGAAAUUAAAUAGAUGUAGUCUAUGCAAGGUGAUACACUAUUGUUCAAAAGAAUGUCAAGUAUCAGAUUGGCCAACACAUAAACAUGAAUGUAUGGCCUUGCGUAGAUUCAAGAAGAUGUAUUUCAAGAGUUAUCCAAAUAGGAAGGAAAACGAUGAGGAUACAAGCUGGGUAAGUAUAGAUGCUGUUCGUGCGUUAGCUAGAAUCAUUUGGAAAAGGAAAGAUGAAAGAGAGAAGAAUGGUGGGAAAGAUGGUAUUUGGUGGAAACAAAUCGCUUCAUUAGAAUCUCAUGUGAAACUAUCACCCGAGAAGGAAGUUAUGAAAUUAGCUCAACAAGCACAACAUCUUCAACAUUACAUAUCAGCUUCCAAACCUUUAAAACAAGGUGAAGAUGAAAAUACACUAGAACCUGCUAAUUUGGAAGAAUAUGGGUUUGAAAGUGUUUCUGAUAUUAUGAAUCUAUGUUCUUCGUUUCACGUAAAUUCAUUCACACUUUCAUCACCAUCUCUAUCUCCUAUCGGAGUAUCAAAUUCACCUUUAUUGGCAUUAUCGAAUCAUUCAUGUGAUCCAAAUGCAUGUGUCGUUUAUCCAAAUGGCGGGAGAUGGAUGGAAUUAAUAGCUAUUAGAGAUAUAAAACCGGGUGAAGAGAUCUUGACUUCGUAUAUCGAUAUAUCAUGUCCUUAUCAUAUUAGACAAUCUGAUAUACUAGAAAGAUAUAGAUUCAAAUGUAAUUGUGUAUUAUGUGAGAAAAGUAAAGAUGAUGAAUCAAAUUGGAUGGAUCCGAGAUGGUGUAUCAGACAUGUUGGAUGUAGGAAUGGGAUUGGUAAAGAUGGAAAAGAAGGAAAGGCGAGAAUGCCAGAUCACGGAUCAACGGGACGGAUGAUGUCUAAAUGCGAUUCAUGCGAGGAAGGAUUCGAGAUUGAUUCGAGUAAAGUAUUAUCCCUCGUAAAUGAAGGUAUUGAAAUAUUGGAUAGAGAUGAACAGGGUAAAUUAGAAUACUCCACAGCACGAUCAACUUUAGAAACGUUAAUACCGAAACUUCAAUCAGCAAUACCCAAUACCUCGUAUCCGUUACUAUCGUUAUUGAGGCUAUCAUCGUUGAUUCACAAUCCACCUAAAACACCGCAAGAUCUCGAUAUAGCUAUUUCACACAUCUCACAAGCUUACACCGCAGCUACUUGCCCAUCAAAGUUGUCAAAAUCGACAAAAUCACCGCAAACGAAAGAUCAAGACCAAGAAAGACCCAUCACGGUUUAUCCGAUAAAUCACCCUGUCCCCACCAUCAUAUCAGCUGAAAAAGCCAAGUUACUCUCGUUGUCAGAUACAGAAGAAAGUGAUCAAAUACACAUACCUAAAAUGAGAGAUGAAAAAAUGGACAAGAUAAUUCAUGCGAUGAAAAAUCUGAAUUCUGCCAUUGAUAAAUGCAAAUUAUCAUUUGGUGGUGCAGGUGGUUUAGUAGGUAAAGAAUUGAACGGGAUUUUAGAUGGAUGUAAAGACGAAUUAGAAAGUAUGAGAUUUAGAAUGAUGAAGAUGUCAAAAUGA